Molecule: messenger RNA, 2580 nt
Organism: Cordyceps militaris CM01
Lineage: Eukaryota; Fungi; Ascomycota; Sordariomycetes; Hypocreales; Cordycipitaceae
Product: potassium/sodium efflux P-type ATPase
Exons: 3
Coding region: 1-2580 (859 amino acids)
Biological process (GO): calcium ion transmembrane transport; intracellular calcium ion homeostasis
Cellular component (GO): plasma membrane
Molecular function (GO): ATP binding; P-type calcium transporter activity; ATP hydrolysis activity
Source: RefSeq, a predicted model, not a curated record
AUGACUGUCGUCCUCGUUUUCGUCAUCGCCAUAUCGUUCGUCCUGAACGAGAAAAUCGAGGGGUCAACCGUCGCAACAGUUAUUGCGGUAAAUACUGUCAUCGGGUUGAUUCAGGAGUACCGGGCCGAAAAGGCCAUUCAAUCCCUCAGUGCUCUGACCACCCCGAAGUGCAAGGUCAUCCGUGAUGGCCGUGGACACUCUGUCAAAGCUACAACUCUGGUCAAAGGAGACCUGGUUUCCCUUGUCGCUGGCGAUAUAGUUCCAGCAGAUCUGCGUCUCGUCCAAGCCAUCAAUCUCUCUACGGAUGAGGCCCAUCUGACGGGUGAAGCUGGUGCCAUCGCCAAGAAGCACGACGCCAUCUUUGAUGAUGCUGAUAUACCCGUCGGCGACCGUGUCAACCUAGUUUUCUCUGGUAGCACUGUCAUAUCUGGUCGUGCCACUGGCAUUGUUGUUUCUACUGGCAUGGAAACCCAAGUCGGACAGAUCGCGGAACUUUUGAGCCAAAAGAAACGGCCCCCUCCUGGUAUGAACCGCAUGCGAACGAUGAUGCACUGCGUCCUCGGUUUCAUUCGAACCAUUCUCGGCCUCACGGGAACCCCAUUGCUAGUUUCUCUCAACAAGCUUGCGCUAGUUCUCUUCGGCUUAGCCAUCGUCCUUGUGCUCGUCGUGUUUUCGAUCUGCAAAUGGGAAAUCAACGAUGACGUCUUGCUCUACGGCAUUUAUGUCGGCGUUGCCAUCAUUCCCGAAUCACUGAGUGCAGUUCUUACCAUUUGUUUGGCUGUUGCAGCCCGAGCCAUGGCCAAAGGCAAUGUUGUUGUCCGCCAUCUGGCUGCUCUCGAAGCUGUCGGUGCGACCACUCACGUCUGCUCCGACAAGACUGGAACAAUCACUCAAGGUCGCAUGGUCACUCGCAAGGUUUGGUUACGUGAUGGCCUCACGGGAGUUACACAGGACAUAUCAGACCCCUACGAUCCCAAUAGCGGCAGUCUUACCUGGUCUGGCUCUCUUGCCCCUGGUCUUUUCAGCGCUUUCCUCAAAACGAUCAAUCUAUGCAAUAAUGCCACGGUCACGCACGGCAACAAAAGCAGUGAUUGGUGCGCCAUGGGCGAGCCCACAGAGAUCGCUUUAAAGGUAUUCGCAAUGCGUCACGUUCAGGACAAAAGCAAAGACGGCAAUCUCAUUGCGGAGCAUCCUUUUGAUUCUACAUGCAAGCUUAUGACUGUGGUCUACGGCACUGAGGUCGACCCGUGUCACUAUGUUCAUACCAAAGGAGCUGUGGAAGUCCUGCUUCCAAUCCUGGACGAGACGGAACAAUUCAAGGCCGAGAUCACUGCCAAAGCAGAGUUACUUGCUGCCGAAGGUCUUCGUGUGCUUUGCAUCGCGGAUAAGGUGGUAGAAAACUCACCUAAGGACGCCCAGGAUCGUCAAAAAUGUGAAUCUCGCCUGCGUUUCCUCGGCCUGGUUGGGAUGUACGACCCUCCCCGCCUAGAAGCCGCCGGUGCUGUGACGCAGCUCCAUCAAGCCGGCCUUUCAGUACACAUGCUUACCGGGGAUCACAUUCAAACGGCAACUGCCAUUGCCAAAGAGGUCGGCAUAUUGUCUCACGAAAGCCCUCUGCCCCCGAGCGCUGUCAUGGCAGCCUCCGAUUUCGCCAAACUCAGUGAUGAUGAGGUUGAUGCGUUGGACAACAUCCCCUUUGUGAUCGCACGGUGUACACCGGAGACAAAAGUCAAAGUUAUUGAGGCGAUACAUCGACGGAAUGGCUUCUGUAUUAUGACGGGUGACGGAGCUAACGACGCUCCCGCCUUGAAAAAGGCGGAUGUCGGAAUUGCUAUGGGUGAGCGGGGCAGCGAUGUUGCCAAGGAGGCAGCAGACAUGAUCCUGACAGACGACAAUUUUUCAUCAAUUGUCACGGCCAUUCGAGAAGGCCGUCGACUGACGGACAAUAUCCAAAAGUUCUUGUUACACCUACAAGUCGCGAAUAUCGGUCAAAUUAUCCUGUUAUUAGUCGGUCUCACGUUCCUAGAUUUCGAAGGCGACCUAGUCUUCGCCUUAUCGGGGCUAGCAGUUCUGUGGGUAAAUCUAGUUACCUCGUCGCCCCUCGCAAUUGGUCUUGGGCUCGAAGAGGCUCAAGAUAAUAUCUUGCGCCGGCCUCCUCGGAGUCGACGUAUGGGUAUAUUCAGUGUGGAGCUGAUUUGUGAUCAAUUUGUGUACGGCAUCUCCAUGGGUGCCCUUUCCCUCGCUGCAUUCAUGAUUGUCGCCUACGGCGAUAUUGGUUACCACCUCUUAGAAAAAAACUGCGCUAAAUCCCCUGCCUCGGGAUGCGGCCGCGUUUUACGCGCGCGGGGCGCAACAUUCGCAACAUUGAGCUUCCUGUUUAUGGUCAUGGCGUGGGAGGUGAAGCACUCGCUUCGCAGUCUCUUCACUCAAACAGAGAGGGGGUCUCUUACCGUAUUCUACACGGUAUACCGCAACCGCUUCCUGUUCUGGUCGGUCAUCGCCGGGAUCGUCGCCACUAUUCUUGUCAUCCACAUCCCUCAUGUCAACAAUCGUGUGUUCGAGCACAGGAGCCUCGGCUAG